AUGGCGUUCAACGGUAGAGUGGAGCACUACAGGAUUUACCAACUUAACGGUAUAUUAACAUGCGACCAUGAAGAAAAUUUCGAUAAUUUAACACAACUAAUAGCGCAAGCAUCGUUGGUGAUUCGUCGUGGCGAUUUGCGUCUCGGCGACACAAUUGGCCAUGGAGAAUUUGGAGAUGUUCUUCUGGGGGAUUACAAUGGUUGCCGAGUUGCAGUGAAAGUGCUGAAGCGUAAUGCCAUGGUGCAGUCGUUGUUGGAUGAAGCAAAAUUUAUGAUAGGUCUGAAACAUACAAAUUUGGUUGCUUUGCUGGGUGUAGUGAUCGAUGAUGCCCGGGAAAUUCUAAUGGUUACUGAAUAUAUGGCAAAUGGGAAUCUCGUCGAUUUUUUACGUUCACGUGGACGUCACCAACUGGAAAAG
Messenger RNA from Gongylonema pulchrum, 417 nucleotides. The record is from the annotation of a GenBank genome assembly. NCBI's taxonomy places the organism in Eukaryota, Metazoa, Nematoda, Chromadorea, Rhabditida, Gongylonematidae.